AUGAGCCGGAGAAUGUCUAGCCUUGACCUUAAGAUUGUUGUUCUUGGGUCGGCUUUUGUUGGAAAAACAUCCAUUAUCAAUAGGUAUUGCAAUUCAACUUUUAUUGAAGAUACCCUUUCUACUAUUGGAGCAGGAUUCUUCACAAGAACAAUGAAUAUAGAUGGUACUGAAGUCACAAUCAUGUUAUGGGAUACAGCCGGUGAAGAGAGAUUUAGAUCUGUUGCCCCAUCAUUACUUAGAGGUGCAAAUGGCUUAGUUUUGGUUUAUGACCUUACUCAACCAAAUAGUUUCAAAGACAUUGACAUUUACAUGGAAAUGUUUUUAGAUACCUGCAACGUUGAUCCAACUUACACUUUACCAGUUCUUCUCCUCGGAAAUAAGUGCGACCUUAAUAGAGUUGUUUCAGUGGAUACAGUCGAAGAGUGGAAGAGAAAGAAUAAAGUCGUGUUUUCAUACGAAGUAUCCGCUAAAACUGGCGAAAAAGUUGAAGAAGCCUUUCAAAAAUUAAUAGAAUCUUUAGUAUCACCUGCCGCUAAUACAGAUAAUACUCCUAUCCAAAUUGUUAUUAAUCCUGGAAAUCCUAACAAGCAAAAUACUGGCUGUUGCUAA
Messenger RNA from Trichomonas vaginalis G3, 609 nucleotides. RefSeq names its product GTPase protein. NCBI's taxonomy places the organism in Eukaryota, Parabasalia, Trichomonadida, Trichomonadidae. Gene Ontology annotation, cellular component: phagocytic vesicle; lysosome; late endosome. The record is from RefSeq and is a predicted model, not a curated record. Gene Ontology annotation, biological process: phagosome-lysosome fusion. Gene Ontology annotation, molecular function: GTPase activity; GTP binding. The transcript has a single exon. Bases 1 to 609 code for a protein of 202 amino acids.